GGCCGGUUGCGUAGCAACUGUCAGAGGGAUACUAAUCAAACAAAUAUAAUGAAGGCGCUUCCAGUUACUUUUCUUUGACUUUCUUUUUAUCCUUUAAAUACAAUGUCGAAAACACAGUUAAAGAAAAAGGAACCUUCGUCCAGUAAAACGUCUUUAUCUGACCGGCAGUCUGAGGCAGCCAACUCAUCAGAGAGCCUCGGGAAUGUCGGGAAAAGCAGAUUUCACAUCUGGCCUGAGUGGAGCGAUGCCGAAGUCAGCAAGGAGAAGUGGGACUCAUCUAAAGGAGCCGAAGGCAGAAAGUCAAGCAAGAGUCGUCAAUCUGCAUUCUUUGAAGAUCCAGAAGGAAGGCUUUCAUUGCCUUCAGGCCUGAAUGUCCACAAAUGGAGGCGUCCAACAGAGUUCAUUGUUGAUAAGGAUGUCACUGUGGUUGAAAACCAAAUGGACUUUGACCUGGUCUCCCCCAACAAUCAUUUGCUUGGUUGUGAGCUGAUGCGGUGGAUGAUCAGUGAGAUCCAUAUUGUUUGGAUGCUUUAUACCUGCUCAGCUACACAGCAAGAUAGCUGGAAACCAUGGGAGCAUAUCUACUCAUGGUGUGAUGUGGUGGAAGGUCACGUGCCACUUUAUAACAGCUAUGGAAAAUAUGUGAUCAGACUUUACUGGAUGGGUUUCUGGAGAAAGAUAACCGUGGAUGAUUACAUGCCAUUUGAUGAGGAAAAUAAUCUGCUUCUCCCUGCCACUACUUGUCAGUCAGAGCUAUGGCCAUUGCUGUUGGCUAAAGCUCUAAUUAAAGUAGCCUACACAAAUACAGCUUCCAGGGUUGGCGGGGAGAUGGGUGAAUUCACCUUUAUCCACACUCUCACUGGCUGGAUACCAGAAAUAAGACCUAUAACGCCUGGGCACUCAAGGAAAAUAUGGGAUUUCCUUCAAGACACCAUUCCUAAAUUUAAACACGUGGAUGAUAGUUUGGCAGUGAUGAAGGCUGACGUUGAAGAUCCAGCUGGAGGGACAGAUUUCCAUCUAAAAGACAAUAAGAGUCUGCUGCUGGAGACAGAUAACAGCAAAGGUGCACUGAACGUGGCAGUAUGUGCCAGCUUCUACCCUUUUCGACAACAAAAUUAUUUUGGGCUUGUUCAAACGGCAAAUUCCUCAGAGCUUUUACGUUAUUAUGGCUUAUCCAUGCUGCACAGCCAUGUUGUCCUAUUGACCAGAACCCGUGCAUGUGAACUGGACCCUCCCCCCAAACCUCCGACGGUGCCCCGAUGGAAACUCAUCCGUCCGCGCAAGAAGACAGCUAUCUCAUCUGAGCCACAAAAGCAUCCUUUGCCAAAACCAGAACAGUUCAUCGAGGUUGCCAGCCCUUUUCUUUUUGGCAGUGUCAUAAGCAGCAGGGACUGUAUCCCAGAACUAGUGGCCAAGCAGAGCACUCUCAGGAUGCGUUUCCAUGGAUCCCCUUUGGUGUCGAUUUCGGAGACAGAGGAGACAGAGGUAACAGAGGUGACAGAGGAGACAGAGGAGACAAAGGAGACAGGGAGCCUUGAGCCAGAUGUAGCUGAACCAAACAGCCUGGGCGAACUGAAGGUUACAGCAGAGGACAAGAUAAAGGACAAUGAUCACAUCUCCAGUGAUCAACCAACAACUGCAACUGAAGAGGCUGCAGCCAAGGAUGCCAGGCCCCUACUGAAGACCUGGGUGGACAUGGAUGACUUUGCAAAAUGUUUUCAGACUUUGUUGGUCUUUCAUAAACCCCAGAUGUAUGCUAAUCAUAUCCAGAAAUCACAUUUCAAGAGCAUUGUUCUACCAAAAGAUACGGGAGGUAUCAGCUGCUCUGGGACGUCUAAUCAGUGUCUUUUCAAUAGAUCCCUGGAUGUAGCAAGCGCUGAGUGUUCAGAGGUGAGAGGGACUUCCUAUCUAUAUGUCGACUCCCUGCAACCUUCCCAGAUCCUCACCAGUUUGUCUGCCCUUCUUCCCUGGGGAGAUAUGGGUGAAGAGACAUCUCAUGUAGAGAAACAGUUAUCUGGUGUACACAGAUCUGCAGUACUACUUAUUCAACCUCACUCCUGGACAAGCAGGCAGUCUCAGCUUCCAGUUCUCACCAUCAAGACCACCUACUCAAAGGCAGAUAUGCUUAGCUUACCAGCAGGGCGCCAUGUGUUUUGCCUUCACGCACAUGGGACUCUAGGCUACCACAUCCACCUGUGCAGCAAGACACAGUUCAUCUUAGGAGAUGAAGAAACCAUCAUGCCCUACCUUACAAAGGAAAGUGUUCGCUUCACUGAGCAGGCCUUGGCCAUAUUCAGGACCUUGUCCAGCAUGGUUGCUUGCUUUAGUGAUGAGCAGAAGUUGCCGUCACUCAGAGAGACUCUGGAAGAGACUCAUUGCCCCCACAGCAUCAGCUCCAGCACAGGGAGAUGGAAACACCAAAAGGUGUUUAACUCAGCAGUUUACCACAUGGUUUGUGAGGCCCUGGGCAGAAAGCUGACAUCAAAGGAACACUUUGCACUUCAAGCCCUUACUGGUGACCCCUCACUCUUGGCCUCUGAUCCAGAGAUAUCAGCUCCGACAUCAGAUACAAAGCCAUCUGAAAUGUGGGAAGACAGUGAGCCAACAGACAAAGAAAUCCAGGCAGCCAUCAUUCUUCAGGCUGGAUUUAGAGGGCACUUGGUGCGAGGGAGGCUUAAUGCCUUAAAACCUGGAACAAAGGAAAACCUUCAUGCUUCCAAGAUCCUUUCAGAUAUGUGGUUGAAGAUUCAAUCAGAUGCAGACAAACAUGCUGCCAUCUUGCUACGAUACAUCAUUAAUAAUUCUGAGAAGAAGGGAGAACUCUACUCCUGUCUGCAGGAUGAAUCGACAAGAAUCACCUUUGCUGAUUACUCAGUCUCUUUUCAGGGGACAGCCCACUCCUGGGGUUUGGUCUUCAGAGAGGUGCUUCUUGUUCCAGAGGAGAUGCUGCUGGUACUGAGAGUCUUUUCUCCAGUUCCUAACUGUUGUCUGCAUGUUGUAAACAAUGAUACGGGAGAGGAGGUCGAGAUGCUCCCUCAUGUUUAUAAACCCAACAAGCUUGGUUAUACGUUUGUUGCAGAGGUAAUCAAACCUGACAUUCCUGCCAGUUAUGCCAAGUGGAGGAUGCGGUUGAUUAGUUCAAAAGAACCACUUCCGAAACUGUCCCGUGAAACUCCUGUCAGCACAUUUUCAGUGAAGGAAUUCCAAGAUUAUUACAUUCCCAAUAACAAAAAUCUCAUAUGCCGUUACUGUGUUCAGGUGAUGACAGAUGUCCUGGGCACAAUUCAGUUUGAAACGUCUGACCCCCAUGUCUUGAUACGCCUGUCUGUCCUGGACAAGGAGAAGGAGGUGGCUGGUAACAUUGGAAUGGGCUUUGUUGUACUUCCUGUAUUUUUCUUCCUGGCCAACAAACGUCAGAACUCAUUAGACCCCAGUUGUGCAGAUGAAAACAAAGAAAUUACAUCCUCCUACCAGGACACUCACCAGCAAAGAGACGGUACACACAACGCAGCUAUAAGAUCAGACAUCUCAUCUGACCACAGCCAGGAUCAUAAGUAUGUGGUGCAAGCAAAGAUACAUUGUGGCAACUGGAAUUUGGAUGAAUCCCAGCUGGCUUUUGUCCAUAUGCUACAAGAAAUGAACAAGAAUGAAAUGAGAGUGUUCAAGCAUGAAGAUUUAAAGUCUUCAUCUACGAUCAGCACAUCAAGCCACGAUGGAAACAAGCCUGACACACAGAAAACAAGCCGAAAAGGUGAAGGUGACAAGCAGAAAGGGAAGCCAGCUGCUUUCCCCAAAUCUGGUCCCAAGCAGGAUACGAGGCUGGACCUGACUAAGCCAAACUGGACACUGCGUGUCGUCACUGACCAGACCAAACUAGAGUGUCUUGAAGUAAAGAAAGAUACGGAGAGAGCUGACCAGAUUAGAUCUAUUAAAAAAGCUUGGGAAACAGCUGAGCCAGGACGCUCUGAGAAGGCUUUCCAGUCCUGCUUCCGGUUCCUCAAACAGGUUCUACAUAAGGAAAGUAAUGAUGCUACGUCAGAUGAAAGCAAAGACAUCGCUCCAUCCAGCUCUGAUCCUGAUACCCAUGUCAGUCCAUCCGAUGUUAAAAUGACCGUCGCCUCCUCGCUGUGUCAAAUAGACAACAGUCAUUUGAUCAGACACCAGAAGGAUUCUCCAGAACCAAUGGACUCAGAUCGGGAGGAGGCCAGGCAGAAAGACCACUUUGAAAAGAUCCAGAACUACCGGUUGGCCCGUGAAAACCUGCUUGAACGCUACAAACAGAAGAUGUUGGAAAAAUAUGAGCUAAAGAAGCAUCACCUUGAGGUGUAUGAGAACAUGCUGGUGGCCAGUGAGAAAUUAUCUGAUGAUUGCAAACAAUUUUGCAGCAGUCUGAUAGCAUUGACUAAAAAGGAGCCAGAAGAGAAGCCGGCUUUGAAAGAGCCUGAGGUGGCAGUUCUAAAGAAAACACUCACUCCUACUGGUGUUAAUCCAUCCAAGAAACAUGCCAAGAGAGGUGAAAAGGAAUGAUAAUCACUGGCUUCAACAUUCAGUUUAAGUUGACCUCAACAAGUCUGCUUGAACUCUGAAAAAUCUUAACUUAAUUUCUUGCUUGUUCUUUAUGGCACAACGCCAAACACAAGGUUUGGUUGCACAAUUCAAAGCUGCUUGUGCUGCAGUCUCCUCCUUUUCUACUGUUUUAUGAUCUUAAACUUUACUGUAAAGAUACUGCAGGCUGCAGAUGUUUAUGAAUAUUUGUAAUGGUACAGCUUGAUAAAUUAGAUUAUCAUUGGAAAGAAAAAUUAUUUUACCAGUUUAAUAAAAAAAAGCUUGAACUCAUAUUAAACAGAUUCCUUACAUGCAGAGUUUUAUAUUUCAGGUAUUCUGUUAAAUGUGUUGAUGAAUAGAGCUUGAAGUCAAUGAAAACCCAAAAUUUAGUUUAUUAGAAAAUCUGAGUAUUGCAUAAUUCUCAAGUAAAGAAAUAUCCUACUGAAAACUACUUCCAUGUACAGUACUGUACAAUAUAUACACUCAAUACUUUGAUGGGGCUCUGUUUGCUUUAAGUACUGCAGCAGUGGUGUGGAGGUGAUUGGCCUGUCUCUGCUGAGGUAUUAAGUAACUUUAGUAGUGACCUUCAACUUGUCUGUAUCGUUGGGUUUGGCAUCUGUCAUUUUGUGCUCUUCCUCUGAGACCUUGAUUUUCCUGAGAAACUGACUUUCAGGUUUUCAUUAGUCAUAAGUUCUAUCCUUCCAAAUUAACAGAAAUAAAUCACUGUCUAUAUGAGUUUCACUUUUUGAGUACAAUUUCUGAACAAAAUUGACUUUUGACCCAUAUUUGUAUCUACCCGCAAUUUAUUUUUACUACUGUAACAAAAUAUUUACUAGUUCACCUCAUAUUCAACAACUUAAAAUGAAGAAACGUUAUAAUUUAAGGUUUAUUUUAAUGCUUUUUCUAGCUAAAGUGGGCUAGACUGUUUCUAAGAGUGAUUCAUGUUCACAUUUCAGCAUUUCAUCUUUUAAAUGUGGAGGAAAAGUUUCUCUCUGCAGACCUGUGAUUUGAUAUUUAAGACAUUUUCCCUUCGGGGCUGUGCAGCUUCAUUUUGAAGCCAGCUCUGGUUCCAUUUCAAAGUAACAGUCAAAUAUACAAUUUUCCAAUGUGUUGUUGUACUGUGGCAUCCAUUGCACAGGCUUUUGGAAUUGAUUUUUAAUAAAUUAAAGAUAUAGUUUUCACCUA
This is a messenger RNA of Girardinichthys multiradiatus, 5730 nucleotides long. It is a transcript of the gene adgb, whose product is annotated as androglobin. The coding region runs from base 103 to 4527 and encodes 1474 amino acids. The transcript is spliced from 35 exons. The record is from RefSeq and is a predicted model, not a curated record. Gene Ontology annotation, molecular function: heme binding; oxygen binding; calcium-dependent cysteine-type endopeptidase activity. NCBI's taxonomy places the organism in Eukaryota, Metazoa, Chordata, Actinopteri, Cyprinodontiformes, Goodeidae. Gene Ontology annotation, biological process: proteolysis.